Molecule: messenger RNA, 2520 nt
Organism: Asterias rubens (European starfish)
Lineage: Eukaryota; Metazoa; Echinodermata; Asteroidea; Forcipulatida; Asteriidae
Product: putative ammonium transporter 3
Exons: 7
Coding region: 219-2087 (622 amino acids)
Biological process (GO): ammonium homeostasis; ammonium transmembrane transport
Cellular component (GO): membrane
Molecular function (GO): ammonium channel activity
Source: RefSeq, a predicted model, not a curated record
AAAAAAUUCUGUUUUUCGGCAUGUUGAACACACAACAGCCGUUGGGUGCGUCAAACAUUAAAACAUACAAUUCAGGUAGACGUGCUCUGUGGACGAAAUGCAACAGUCAUGGACUAUCAAAUGCAGUUGCUGCCACACACUGACAGCGUUUCCUGUGCAGCCAAACAAACCUAAUUCAAUUUGAUUUCGAAUCACGGAUUUCAAUCUAACCGGAUAUUAUGUCCGUAGCAUGCCCCAAUCUCUCUCACGCGGUCACCACUCCCAACCCAUUGGAGUUGAGGACGUUUCCCGAGCUACCUGCCUCGCUGGAGAACUCGACCCACGUACCAUAUGGGGACCCAGUCUACAUGCAGACACGCUGGGACGACGCAACGUGGGUCCUCACCAGUGCCUUCAUCAUCUUCACGAUGCAGUCCGGGUUCGGGCUCCUCGAGUCCGGCAGCGUCUCGCAGAAGAAUGAAGUCAACAUCAUGGUGAAGAACGCCGUGGAUGUUCUGUUCGGUGGUAUCUCCUACUGGAUGUUCGGGUACGGGCUGAGCUUCGAUAAACGCGGCAGUGACCACGCCUCGAACAACCCCUUCGUGGCCGUUGGGGAGUUCUUCGUGGACGAGAGCGACCCGGAUAAAUUCGGGGAGCUCUUCUCGCAUUUCUUCUUCCAUGCGUCGUUUGCGACGACAGCCACCACGAUCGUCAGUGGUGCCAUGGCAGAGAGAACCAAACUCGAGGCGUAUAUUCUCUUUUCAUUCCUUAACACGCUGGUCUAUUGCUUCCCCGCCCAUUGGAUGUGGGACUGCGCCGGGUGGUUGAAGAACAUGGGCGUGGUUGAUAUAGCUGGGGCGGGGGCAGUGCAUCUUGUGGGAGGAGUCACGGGUUUAAUAGCGACGAUAAUGUUGAAGCCGAGGACUGGUCGAUUCGAACCUGGUGCACAGACACCAGCUAUGGGCUCACCUACCAAUACUAUAUUUGGAAUGUUCAUGCUUUGGUGGGGUUGGCUUGGCUUCAACUGCGGCAGUACGUACGGCAUCUCCCAGAACAAGUGGAUAUUAGCUUCAAGAUCCGCAACUGCUACAAUAACUGCUUCUAUUGGUGGAGGCAUAGCUGCUAUUGCAUUAAGCUACGUGGCCAAACGACGUAAAUUCGACAUUAGCUUCUUGAUUAAUGGUAUACUCGGAUCUCUGGUGUCGAUUACAGCUCUAUGCGCCUUAGCACAACCGUGGGAGGGUCUAGUGAUUGGUAUAACGGGUUCCCUCAUCGCCUGCAGUGGAUGUAUGCUGACUGAAAAGCUGAAGAUUGACGACCCAGUGGGGGUUGUUCCCGUCCACGCAAUGUCAGCUACGUGGGCCCUGCUGUCUGUUGGAAUAUUCGGUCGACAUGAUAGUCUCGAUGAAGGAUUCUCGUCAACCGACGGUUUAAUCGCUGGAGGCGGAUUCAAACUUCUAGGAGUUCAAGCUCUCGCCGUUGUAACCAUCGCAUCCUGGACUGCCGUGACGUCAUUCACCCUUCUCAAGCUAGUCGACCUCACCAUAGGUCUCCGGGUUCCACUCCACGAGGAGGCGCUAGGUGCCGACUUAGUCGAGCACUCUCUGAACGGGACCUACAACAAAUCCAGCCGGGAGUGGUUCGACAGGGACGGCAAGCUCGUCAUGGUAGUCCAAAGCUUCAAGAGUGGCAACCUUAUGAAGGAUCUGGAUCGCCAGGAUAAACGGGAACUCCGCAGGAUCUCGAUCCGGCGGAGCAGCCAAACGGAACUUCUGAACAAAUCUGCGUUCGGAUUCGUGAGAUCCGACGAGCCGUCUGGCCCAAAUUACGACGAUGGGGGCGACAAUCUGGCAACGGCGGAAGCGGGUACGUCACAAGACAGAGAUUUCAACUCGAGACAACCACGACACAGAAAACUAGUCGCUAAGCACAAGCAUACAACACCAACCUCAUCUGGUAAACGAAGGUUUAGUUGGACGAUAGCCAAAACUCCAGAUACACCACUAGCCACAACCAACGAAGACCAAUCAACAAAUUGGACAUUAGCAAAAACUCUAGAUACUUCACUAGCCCCAACCAAUGACAAUAAAUCAACAAAUUCAUCUUAAAUUUUAACAUUGAUAUAAAGUAAUGGGUUUUGGUGGGUUUUUAUAGUUUACAAAACUUAGCUUCUCCUCUAAAGGGAUUAAUUUCUCCUCUGAACUGUUUGAAGAACUAUUAUUCAAACUGUCCUGUGCUUUAUAGCUAAGUAAUCUGUGACAACAAAUAUUUUAGGAGUAUUGUAACACUGGUUUGAAUCAUUUUUGACCGCAAAAUAUUUGAAUCUGGGAAGUGACUUUAUGCAUGAAUCGUUUAUAAGGUUUAUGAUGGUUGAACGUCUUGUUUUCUCAGCAAGGAUAUAUACUGCAUACAGCUGAGACAUUUACAUGACUUUGACUAUAUCUUUAUUUUACUUUGCUUAUAAAUCAGCAUUAAAGCCAUUGGACCCUUUCGGUACAGAAACAAAAAGUUCACAGAUUUACAAAUAAUUUACAGGGUUUA